Symbiodinium sp. CCMP2592 is the source of this 1239-nucleotide messenger RNA. NCBI's taxonomy places the organism in Eukaryota, Dinophyceae, Suessiales, Symbiodiniaceae. The record is from the annotation of a GenBank genome assembly.
AUGGAGGUAACCGAUGGGGAUCGGCCGCCAGGCGAAGCCGAAGAGGACAAUGGGGAUUGGCCGGAUGAAGAAGAGUGGGGAGACUCUGAACAGGCUUGUGAUGAUUACAUAUCAGACCUAUCCUAUGAAGAGAGCCCGAAUGGCACGAUCUACUUCGAUGAGAGAAACGAAGCCAAGUUCGAGGCAGAUAAAAUCGCGAUGGCGGUUGAAGAGCAGAUGCGCAACAAAGAGGCGGAGGCUUGGGAAGCAAGCAAGAAAGCGCUCAGCAAAGAGGGCAAAAUCGACCGCGACGACUUCGAUGAGAACGACGAGGAAGCAGAUUUCGAAGCCACUGGUCGUGAACCGGCUGGAACGGAAAAGGUGCGUGGCAAUCGAUCUUUGGUUACUGCAGACCCCUGGACUACUGGAUUGGAAGGUGAUAUCGGCGACGGCGAUGAUAUCAAAGCGAUUGCUUUCCGCGCGUGUGUGACGGGAGAACAUGUCGCCUUGAACCCAGCCCGCCAGCGACUUCUGGUUGCUAGCUGCACGGAGGCCAAGAGAAACAAGUCCAAAGGCAAAGCGAAGGCAACCAGCAAGGCGGAUCCGAAGCCUCCAAAGAAAAAGAAUAAGCAGUCGCGAUAUGGUAUCGCCAAAGAUGCUUUCAUGAAGCUCAAGGAGAAGAAGCCGGAUCUGACAUGGGAUGAACGAAAGGACAGGUGGUGGAAUUCCCAUGCUCGUGAGAACGUCCUCGCAACCUUUUCCAGCUCGGAGCUUUCGCGCCGCUUCGGCGAGAUUGAGGCUGAGGAUGCCAUCCACGUGGCCGAGGUCUUUGCUCUCAUCCGACGAUCUCGGGCACGUUGCGUAAUGGUGUCCUUGGGGGCAUAUGGAGGGCCCUGCAUCAAGCAGGUCAUGCUGGUUGGCACGGCCCCUUGGCUUGGUCGCUUGGGGCGCCCUAUGACUCCGAUAGCGAGGGAACGAAUCCGACGAGUGAAGUCCUUCCUGAAGUUCGAAAGCCAUCGGCACUACGUGGACUUCCGUGGGAAAGUGCGAUCCGUGGGCCGCAAAGAUCUGAAGAAGACGCAAGAGUAUCCCGCUGCCUUCGGGAUCAAGGUGGGCGAAGCAAUCAAGAACUACCUGGAUGCCUUGCCGCCAAAUGAAAAGGCCCUGCUGCCAGAUGGCGGUGCAUCAUACCAGGACAUCCGUGACGGUGGAGACUCCUCAGAUAGUGGAUUGGAAGACAUUUUGAUGAGUCAGGGCUGA